Messenger RNA from Microplitis mediator, 2357 nucleotides. RefSeq lists its product as uncharacterized. NCBI's taxonomy places the organism in Eukaryota, Metazoa, Arthropoda, Insecta, Hymenoptera, Braconidae. The record is from RefSeq and is a predicted model, not a curated record. The transcript has 3 exons. Bases 290 to 2011 code for a protein of 573 amino acids. Gene Ontology annotation, molecular function: protein binding.
UAUUGUUAAAUAAUUUGAUAAAAAAAAAAAAAAAUAAAAUGCUCAAUUAAUGAAAUCAGUGUUGAUUAUUUUAAAAUAAAUAAUUAAAUGUUUACAACUUCAGGUGAUAGAAAAGUCAAAGCGACUGUGGGUUUAAUUAAAAUUUUUGAAAAUGAAAAAAAUUUAUUUAAAAAUUUGUAACUGCGAUGAGGCAGGUGAUUAUAGAGGGUACGAUUAUUGAUCGUACUUGGAGUAAAAAAGGGACAUGCGCUCUUGAUUGUCAACUAAAUAAAUUCUACCGUCAACAGUCAUGUUUUAUUUUGACUUUUGUAUUUUUAUCAAAUUAAUUGUAAUACUAAAUUUUGUUAACAGCGAAAAUUCGUUAGCGCAAAUAACUAAAUUGUCGGAGGAUGACGUGCAAAUUUGUGUUGACAGUUUUGCUGUACACGCGGAUAAAAUAAUACGGACUCAAGACUCUCUAGCACUUGGUGCUAAAUAUAUUAUGGAAGCCGAAAUGGAUAAUCGACAAGAUUGUUUGAAACUUUGUUGUAAAACUAAUGAGUGCGAUGUUUUUGUCUUUGAAGAAAAGAAACAAGGAAGCUGUUAUUUAUUCCACUGUGGGCCACCUCACGAUUUCAAAUGUAAAUUUACAAGCCACGUAAAUUACAGCAGCGCAGUGUUAACUAAUUUAAAUAUACGAUCGCACACUCAUUCAGAAGACCAAAUGCGUCAUAGCCAACAAGAGCAUGAGUUAAAAUCCCUAAGAAAAAUGGUCGAGAGACCAUUAGAAUAUUCGUACACGCCGUCAUCGAACGUCCUCGUACAAGCGGCUACAGAAAUUCCAAUGGUGAUAAAAUCCAUUCCAACAACUUUGCCACCAAUUAAAAUCGGGUGUAGCCGAAACCAGUAUGAGUGCCGGAGUUCCCAUGAUUGUAUAGCGAUUUACAACGUUUGUGACGGUAUCCCCCAGUGUUCGGACGCCUCUGACGAGGCCAGUGACCUGGGAUGUCCAACGGAAAAACCCACAUCACCACCAGUAGUUGCCGGACCACCUAGACCACCUCCACCACCACCACCAGAGCCACCUGGUCCAGCCCACGACCUUGCCAAGUAUCCCCUUCACCAUAAAUACCCCCCGCUAUACGGCAAUCCAGAGCUAAGCAAAACCUGGCAUCAGAUGUACCCGCAACAGAGUGUCCAGUAUCCUGUACCUCAAGUUCCAAAUUAUGGACCGGGUUACAUGAAUGCUUGGGACUAUCGGCAAAUGUACGACCAGCAAUUUAACAAAGAUGGCUUUCCUUUGAACCCGAUAACUGGCAAUAAAGAUAACGCUUUAAUGCCCCACUAUCCUGAACGUCAGCAUAUUUUUAACCAUAAAAGACCGGGGAUGCCUGAUAAUCCUGAUGAAACUCCUUACCUUGAUCCGGAACGAUACGAUCCUUAUUAUCCACGACCAGUUCACGAAACCUGGCAGCAACCGGGUCCAGUUCCUGAUCUUCAUAAGCUUCAGGUGACAAUCGCGCCAGCAGUACCAGCAGUUCCAGAAAAAGAAACUUCUGCUGGUGGAAAAAAUUCUGGCCAGUCUAAAAAUGAUAAGGUUUUAGCUGAGGGCAUUUCGACCAAAGAAAGUGUGAGCAUUAAAAAAGAAUUGGAGACACAGAAAAAUGUUCAUAUUAAAGAAAUUAAAAAUUCUGUUGAUAAAAAUGAUAAUAAUGUAGAUAUGAAUGUCAAAAAAGACAGUGUGGCGGAAAAUAAAAACGCGCAUUUAAAUAAAACAAAUCAGAAGCUGGAGAAACAUGAAGUGAGGGUUCAUCAUUACGCGGAGCAUUUGCAGCAGAACCAUAACAGGGAUGUCGGCAAUGAAAUUUUAAAACCGAGGGGUGCUGUGAUAUCUUUGGCUCUUGGACUGACGGUAACUGCAGUACUGGUCGCUGUGUUAACAUGCAGGCUGAGAGUUUUGAGAAAACGGGGAAAACGCCAUGGACCUUUUGCUCAUGACGCUGAUUAUUUAGUUAAUGGAAUGUAUCUUUAAUAUAAUUAUGUUAAUGUUACAUCAAAUAUGUUUUUUAUUUUCUCACCUUCUCCGUCGUUCAUUGCCGCAUUUUAUUUACUCAGAUCACUAUUUUUUUUAACUAUAAUUUAAUUAAUUACCGAAACCGAAACGCGCUCGCGAGUAAAAAAUUAUGAUGAUACUGAAGUAAGCAGACGUCUAAUAAUUUUUCGAUUAUUUUUCUCAAAAUAAAUUAUGAAAAAAAAUAUUUGAUAAAAAUGACAAUAAAGUUAGCAGGCAUUUAAAAAUUUUGGAUUUUUUUUAACAAAAAAAUAAAUAUUGACAAAAAUAUUUCGAAAAAUUGCACGUAUAGUUUAUGAAAUUUCCG